Colias croceus (clouded yellow) is the source of this 2131-nucleotide messenger RNA. RefSeq names its product activator of 90 kDa heat shock protein ATPase homolog 1 (gene Ahsa1). Gene Ontology annotation, molecular function: protein-folding chaperone binding; ATPase activator activity. Gene Ontology annotation, cellular component: cytosol. Bases 278 to 1303 code for a protein of 341 amino acids. The record is from RefSeq and is a predicted model, not a curated record. Gene Ontology annotation, biological process: protein folding; positive regulation of ATP-dependent activity. The transcript is spliced from 4 exons. Lineage: Eukaryota; Metazoa; Arthropoda; Insecta; Lepidoptera; Pieridae.
CUUCUCGUCCGUACAUAUUAAAAUUUGACUUUGCACGACGUUUCUCGAAAAGUGCAAAUCUGCGGUUGAUCCAAGUGGAAUUAACUAAUACAAGAGUUUUUACGAUCGUUUUGUUAUACUGACUGAAAGAUAUUGAAUUGAUUAGUGUGAAAAGUGCCUGUUAUACAUAAAAGUAGUACAAAUUUAUGUGCAGUUACACAGCCUUGAAGAAUAUCUAUUAGUGGUAUUUAAAAAUCGCGUAUCAUUGCGGACCUCGUGUUACUAUUUAAGGCCUAAAAUGGCAAAGUGGGGUGAAGGAGACCCUCGGUGGAUCGUGGAGGAGCGACCAGACGCGACAAACGUUAAUAACUGGCAUUGGACAGAGAAAAACGCUGGUCCGUGGUCGAAAGACCGACUGAAGGAGUUAUUGAAUAACUUAAAAAUCGCGCAAAACGGCAUAGACUGUAAGAUAACUGAAGUGGAAAAGAUCGAUGGUGAGGCCACUGCAAAUAAUAGGAAAGGGAAGUUAAUAUUUUUCUAUGAAUGGGACAUCAAGUUGAAGUGGGAGGGUCUUCUGGCUGGUGCCAAAGACAAGGUGAAAGGUGAAAUGCAUAUCCCUAAUUUAUCUGAAGAGAAUGAUGUUAGUGAAGUUGAUAUAACAGUCACAAUCAAAGGUAGUGGUGAUGAAGCGCAGCGUGUAAAAGCCUUCAUGCACAACGUCGGAAGGGACGAAAUUCGCAAACAACUCAAAGAGUACAUUAGAAGCUUGAAGGAAGAGUUUUCCAAAGGCCUAAUUCUACCCAAGAAGGGAGAGGCACCUGUAAAACCAGAUAAUAUAUCUACAAUAACAAGUGGCUUCAACAAAAAAGUGAACAUGGAGCCAGUGGUCUCUAAGCAAACCAAGCAAGUCGGUUGCAAGCUUGAUACAAAAACAAUCGAGUUGUCGGAGACGUUUCAAUGUCGCGCGCAAGAGUUUUACGACGCGAUGACUCGAAUAGAGAUGGUGACUGCAUUCACGCAAGGACAUGUUAAAAUGGAGGCAGAAAAGGGGGGAAAAUUUGCCCUGUUUGGUGGUAAUGUGUCAGGGGAGUUUAGGGAGUUGGUGCCUGGCAAGAAGAUUGUGCAAUAUUGGCGAUAUAAACAGUGGCCGGAUAACCAUUUCUCGGAAGUCACUUUCACUAUUGACGAGAAGGACGACCACACGCUAGUCUCGUUGAAGCAAGAGCUGGUGCCAACCUCGGAGGUGGAGCAGACUCGUGACAACUGGAAGCGUUACUACUUCGACAGCAUCAAGCGAGCGUUCGGCUUUGGAGCCUUCCUGUGAUCUCGGAGUUAAGCUUAGCUAAUGUUAGGUUCAAUUUUACAAAGGGCUUCUAAAAGAGCGGUCCUCCGGCGGAAUGAUCUGGCGAUUCAUUUCUACAACUGUGAUUGGUCACUGUCAUUUUUGUCAACGGCAACUUUUAAAUAAUGUACCUCUAAAUACAGAUAAAUAACAAAAGCAUAAAGAUUCAUUACACUUGACGCAUGCGUUUUAUAAUUAAAUUUGUUGUACAAAUUAAUCUCCUAUUUAGCUUUGAUUUCAAACUUAAAAUUUUCUGUGCUGAAAAUUUUAAACAGACUGAACUAUAACCAGCCAGUAACAUUAUUUAACAAUAUUGAGUGUGGCCUCUUUAGUGUGGAAUUAUUUGUGUUCCAAAUUCAAGAACCAUAAUGGUUUUUGAAUUUUAUUUUUUUCCAUCAUAGUACGUAUAAGAAUUAAAUUUAAUAUUCGACCACAUUAAUAUUACAUCACUGUGGCUUAUUCUUAUUGCUAUUAAUUACUAAUAAGACCCUUCGUAUAAAUCUGACGUAGUUGAUAAUGGUUAAAAUUUGACACCAAAUCAAAAUUUUGCAUAUUAUAUACCAAGUUAUUUAUAAAAAAAUCGUUUGUUCGAUAAUCUUUUUAUAAAAUUGCGUGUUCAUGAGUUACAAGUGAUCUUAGUAAUGUUUUUUAUAGUAGAAUAAAAUAUGAAGUAUGUUAACAAAAUUGUGCAUUGUUGCCGUUGAUUCAGCUUGUAAUUAAGAUAGACCGAAUGUAUUGCUUAUUUUUAUCUAUCUUAUGAAUUAUGUUAACAAUCUAAUUUAUGGUUUAUUCAAUAAACUAUGUGAGGUA